AUGCCCAGAUCCUUCCUGGUGAAAAAGGUCAAACUUGACGAUUUCCCCUCGGCGGACCUCGAGAAUUCCUACAGCAGAUCGCGGAGCGACUUCAACUCCCGGAUCCAUGACAAGGGUGGCUACAUCAGCGACUACAUCGCGCCGUCUUCGGUGUACGAGGGGGAGGGCGAGAACGGCCUCAAGGUGCCCCCGCCGACGGGCGUCAUCUACCCGGGGACUCAGCGCGACUCGGACCAGGCCGACAGCCCGCACUCGGCCUUGGCCGGGGGCUACAUCAACGGCGACGCGGCGGUGAGCGAGGGCUAUGCGGUCGAUGCCUUCUUCAUCACCGACGGGCGCUCGCGCCGCAAGGCGGCAGUGGUGGGCGGCGGCGGCGGGGCCGGGGCCGGGGGCGCGGGCUCCCGCCUGGGCCAGCCCUCUCCCGCCAGCGGGCAGCCCCCGCCGCCUCCGCCCCCGCCGCAGCGGCACACCUGCAGCGAGUGCGGCAAGACCUACGCCACCUCGUCCAACCUGAGCCGCCACAAGCAGACCCACCGCAGCCUGGACAGCAAAAUGGCCAAGAAGUGCCCGACGUGCGGCAAGGUGUACGUCUCCAUGCCGGCCAUGGCUAUGCACCUGCUGACGCACGACCUGAAGCACAAGUGCGAGGUGUGCGGGAAGGCCUUCAGCCGGCCCUGGCUCCUGCAGGGCCACAUGCGCUCCCACACCGGGGAGAAGCCCUUCGGCUGCGCGCACUGCGGAAAGGCCUUCGCGGACCGCUCCAACCUGCGCGCCCACAUGCAGACUCACUCCGCCUUCAAGCACUUCCGCUGCAAGCGCUGCAGCAAGACCUUCGCCCUCAAGUCCUACCUGAACAAGCACUACGAGUCGGCCUGCUUCAAGGGCGCCGUCCCGCCGCCGCUCAGCCCGCUGGAGGCCUGA
This is a messenger RNA of Notechis scutatus (mainland tiger snake), 921 nucleotides long. RefSeq names its product scratch family transcriptional repressor 1 (gene SCRT1). The record is from RefSeq and is a predicted model, not a curated record. Lineage: Eukaryota; Metazoa; Chordata; Lepidosauria; Squamata; Elapidae. Gene Ontology annotation, molecular function: RNA polymerase II cis-regulatory region sequence-specific DNA binding; DNA-binding transcription factor activity, RNA polymerase II-specific. Gene Ontology annotation, biological process: regulation of DNA-templated transcription.